GUUUACUGUAGAAAUCUCAACCUUUAAGCUUUUCUCGACAUUUCCUCAGACUCUUGCGGCGGAGGAUUCUGUCGCCGGACUCUCAGCUUCGAAGACUUUUUUCCCGGUGCCGUCAUCCUGAUAUACCUCUGUUUUUUGUUUUCACGGAGAGAAGGUAGAAAGCUCAGUCUCUGUGAAUCUGACUGUGAGCGAUUUAUUGCCAUCUUUCGGAAUCAAAUCUCACGGAUUGGUUCUGUGAUCUGCGCGAUUCGCGUCGUCUUCUCUCUGGAUCUGAGUUUUCGUUGACGUAAUUGAUCGCCAUUCUUGGAGCUACUUUCUACCAAUUUUGUGUUUGGAAGGAGGAACCUUGAAUCGGGUUUGUUUGCUGCUCCAACUCCAUCCAAGUCACGUAAUCAUUCUAAUCAUCACGUGGUUUAUGCCUAAAUCAAAUUCUCCUCAGGGAUUUAGUUAACUCAGCUUCUAUGCUUUGUUUGGUGCCUCCGGCUGAAUAGUUGUAUCUGUUAAGGAAUAUAGCCAUUGAAGCGAUGUUAUCAUCAAGGUUUUCAUUUCUGGGGAUCGGCAGUUCCAACGAAGUUAAUGACUCUUUGGGUGUUUCUGGAAGCAAUCUCAAACCAACUCUAAGUGUGCAAACGGAUAAAGAUGUGUACAGGCCUGGAGAUUCCAUAUUUGUAACUAUUGAGGUUGGUUAUUCUCCUGUAACGGAUCAUGAGAACGGGUCUAAUCCCUCGAUUUUGGUUGAAAAGCUUAGUUUUGAGGUAAAAGGAGUUGAGAAAUUGGACAUUCAGUGGUUCUCUACUCAAAAGCCAUCACCUGGAAGCAAAGGACGAAGAGGUGAACACAUCUUCCUAGACAGUUCAACACCAUCCUUGAUUUCAAAUCAACUCCUAUCCCCUGGUGCUAAGAUGACAUUAAUGGUUCGAGCUAUACUCCCUGAGAUAUUACCACCUUCUUAUAAAGGUGCUACUUUACUAUACCAUUACUUCAUCAAGAGCACAUUAACCGGAAGAUUGAUGGCAUUAGAAAACAGUCAAUUUUUCAAAGACUCGACAAAAGAUUUUAUACAAGUGGAGACUCGAAUCCCAAUACAGGUAUGGGUAAUUCAGAAGAACAACGGGUUGUUAUUGGAGGAAAGUCAAACCGAUGCAGUGCAACCUGAUGGGGACUUACAUUUUUUCUUAGGGAUUGUUCCAACCACUACAAUUCAGACAGAAAUAUACUGGAAAGAGAUGGAUGGAGACUCUGAAUGGACUAGAGCAAAUGACCCAUAUGAUAGUGGUGAGGAUGGAUAUGACAGUUCACGCGAUGAGAUCUUGUCUGUUUCUUCCUAUCCCAACAAAGGAAAUUUAAACAGAGCCUUUGGCAGUUCGUUGUCCUUGAAUUCUGGACCGCGAUUAUCAAUGAAAGAGACGUCAUAUAUUGAAGGUGUCGGAUCAUCUCCAAAAAUGAUGCUUUCUCAGUUAUCAGCUGCCGUAGUGUCUUAUGAUUCUGGAACUGAUGGAUUUUCGCCUGAUAAGUCAUCAAGUGCUGUGAUUCCGACCCAACAGCCCAAGCAAACAAAUGGCCCAGGAGCUUCGAUGUCACCUGAAGCUGGAGCUGGAGAACCAAUUCCAUCAGAAGGAUUUACAAGAGGAAGAUCAUACAACAUUAGAAUGGAUGACCAAGUCCUUCUUAGAUUUUCCCCAAAGAAUGCCGACUCUACUUAUUACUUCAGCGAUACUAUUGGUGGAACUCUUACUUUCUUCCAUGAAGAAGGAGCCAGAAGAUGCCUCGAGGUCUCAAUUACCUUAGAAACGAUAGAGACAAUAAAUAGAAGAUUUGUUCAUCCGUCUAGGAGGAAUUCUCCAACACUUACUAAGAUCCAAAGUGAUCACCAUGAGGUGGUGGCCGACCUUAUUCAGACAAGCUUUCUGUUUUCGAUUCCCACGGAUGGUCCGAUGUCUUUUACUACACCUCGUGUUUCUGUGCAAUGGAUUCUACGGUUUGAGUUCCUAAUUACCCCGAAGAAUGUGGACUUAAGCAGGUACGAACAUCCGUUGUUAAUCCCAGAACGGGAAAAAAGCGAAUGGAUUCUUCCAAUCACGGUACAUGCACCACCACCCCGAACAUCAGCCGCCCAAAACCGAGGCGAUAAGCUUUUUGGUUUGGAGCCUUCUUGGAUUCGUAGCUAAACCACGCUUUUGGUAAACUUCGUUUUGGUAAAGUUUGUUUCUGGUCUCUGCCUAGCUCACCUCAUGCAAUAUAAAUCUCUUUUCUUUUCUUCUUUUUAAGGGGAAGUUUACCACAACCCUUUUAUUUUCAUUUUAUAUUCAAAUAUUAGUUUAUAAAAAUAAAAUUUCUGCUUUGAUUUUGUUUUUUAAUUCUUCUUUGUUUUUGAGGUAGAUCUUAAAAAUCAAGUGGUUUAAUUAUUUGAAGAGCUACCUAUCUACA
Eutrema salsugineum is the source of this 2427-nucleotide messenger RNA. RefSeq lists its product as uncharacterized. Gene Ontology annotation, biological process: retrograde transport, endosome to Golgi. Gene Ontology annotation, cellular component: Golgi membrane; Ric1-Rgp1 guanyl-nucleotide exchange factor complex. NCBI's taxonomy places the organism in Eukaryota, Viridiplantae, Streptophyta, Magnoliopsida, Brassicales, Brassicaceae. The record is from RefSeq and is a predicted model, not a curated record. The transcript has 13 exons. The coding region runs from base 525 to 2168 and encodes 547 amino acids.